Molecule: messenger RNA, 402 nt
Organism: Micromonas commoda
Lineage: Eukaryota; Viridiplantae; Chlorophyta; Mamiellophyceae; Mamiellales; Mamiellaceae
Exons: 1
Coding region: 1-402 (133 amino acids)
Source: RefSeq, a predicted model, not a curated record
AUGGUGAAGAAGAUGGUGGUCACGAUGCUCGUCUCCGGCACGCCGUCCGCGUCCAGCUCGGCCAUCGCGGGCAGCGCGGAGAGGAACAGCGCGGAGAGCGCGGUCACCGAGGCCGCGAGCGGCGCCUUGGAUGCGACCUCGACCUCAUCAUACUCCACUCGUACCUCGGAGUCGAUCGCGGAACCCCUCGCGACCGUCCACGCCGCGCGGCUCAUCUCCACGCGCGCGGAAGCGGGCGGCACCCUCGCAGCCAGAACCCUGGACCCCGAUCGCGCGAUCACUGCGACGCCCUUGGCAACGCGAGGCCUCGCUGCGCCCCUGACGAGGACUGGAACGGCGAUCGCACCCGUGACGAUCGCGGAAGACAUCUUUACCAGCGAGAACAACCGGUGCUCGAGCUAG